This is a messenger RNA of Carcharodon carcharias (great white shark), 1026 nucleotides long. It is a transcript of the gene calhm1b, whose product is annotated as calcium homeostasis modulator protein 1. Lineage: Eukaryota; Metazoa; Chordata; Chondrichthyes; Lamniformes; Lamnidae. Gene Ontology annotation, molecular function: monoatomic cation channel activity. The coding region runs from base 1 to 1026 and encodes 341 amino acids. The transcript is spliced from 2 exons. The record is from RefSeq and is a predicted model, not a curated record.
AUGGAUAAAUUCCGCAUGAUUUUCCAGUUUCUACAGUCCAACCAGGAAUCCUUCAUGAAUGGAAUGUGUGGGAUUCUGGCACUGGCCAGUGCCCAGAUCUAUUCAGCUUUUGAUUUUAACUGUCCAUGUUUGCCCAGGUAUAACCUCUUUUAUGGGCUGGGGGUCAUGUCGGUGCCUCCUGUGGUUUUAUUCCUCUUGGGCUUUGUGUUAAAUAACAAUGUGUCGGUGCUGGCGGAGGAGUGGAGGAGGCCGGAGGGUCUCCGGGGGAAGGACUGGGGGGUUCUGCGCUACAUGUUCUGCUCCAUGUCCCAGAGAGCCCUCAUCGCCCCGGUCACCUGGGUCAGCGUCACCCUGCUGGACGGAAAAUGCUUCAUCUGUGCUUUCAGUGAGGGGCUGGAGCCCUGGAGACUGGGGCUGAACCUGUCCCGAACCAGCCCGGGACAGCCCGAGCUCCGCCGGCUUCUCGCCACCAUCCCCUGUCCCGACAUCUUCCAGCAAGAGGCAGGACUGUCCCGGGAGGCAGCAACUCGGUACCUGCGGUGCCUGUCCCAGGCUUUCGGUUGGUGCUUCAUAUUGCUAAUGACCUUCUUGGCUUUCCUGGUGAGAGCUAUGCGACCUUGCUUCACCCAAGUUGCUUUCCUCAAAACAAAAUAUUGGUCUCAUUACAUUGACAUCGAACGUAAACUGUUUGAGGAAACUUGCACUGAACAUGCCAAGAGCUUUGCCAAGGUCUGCAUCCAGCGGUUUUUUGAGGGGAUGCAGGAUGAGAUGGUCAUGGGUUAUAGCCGCUGCCAGCCACCACAGCUCCAUGACGUAGAGAUAGGCAAAGAGCAGGAGAAGCUCUUUGGUAUCACAGACAGCGACAAUAUGAAUAAAUUGUUGAGGAACUGGCACAAGUGUAAGCCGCCAUUGAACGUCAACAUGGGUGUGAAAGAGGAUGCUCAUCAGAAUGGCUGUGCUUAUGCAGUGUCCAAUAAAUGUACUCAAACGCACAGGGAGAAUAUUGCCUUCUACAGUAAGGUCUGA